AUGGUGAUGGUUGGUGAUGAAGCUAUGUGCUUACAAUGUGCGAUAGAGAAUUCCCGAGAGCCUUUUUUUUUUUUGGAAUUAUCCUUAAUCAAAAGGGGAUUUUCUGGGAGACUGUAAUUAAGUAUGGUUACUUGUAUGCAUUACACGAGCAACAUAGUACCAUUUGAGGUUGUUAGUUGCGAGGCCAUAGCAAAAACAAAUUAAUUCUAGUCUUGCUGA
This is a messenger RNA of Tuber melanosporum (Perigord truffle), 219 nucleotides long. RefSeq lists its product as uncharacterized. The record is from RefSeq and is a predicted model, not a curated record. Lineage: Eukaryota; Fungi; Ascomycota; Pezizomycetes; Pezizales; Tuberaceae. The coding region runs from base 1 to 117 and encodes 38 amino acids. The transcript has a single exon.